AUGGAUAUCUUCUACGAUAUCAGCGUUUUUAAUGGUCAAGGAAUAAAUACCUGCCGCUUCUCGCUAGAGGCAGUAAGAUGCCUCCUCUUGAAUGCGCCUGACGAUUUUGAACUCGCUGGGAUAGUCGUCAACGCUUUAAGUCAUAUUACCCAUGAACCCAUAAGCGACAUGGCGGUGAUAGAAAUCGGCAAUUUCUUCACUGUGUUGUGUGACUGGCACGAUUGGCCAAUGUCAGUUAAUCCAGGAGUAACGCUUACUUAUGACCGACACGUUCAGGUUAUGGCGGUUGUGCAACUGCCCAUCAUUCCUGGCAAUGUCCCCCUCUCAAAAGGCAACCAGUAUAGCUACUUCCGCGACUGUAGACACCGAAAAAGACUUAAAGACCGUUGGGAAGCGAUCAAGGCUGAGUAUCUAGCCCAAAAUCCCCAUAUGGCAGAUCGUGAGACCCACCCUCGACGCAUAUAUGAAAUCCGUCGGCAAAUGGCCCAUGAUCUUGAAUGGGUCCACAAAGACAGAUUCCACCUCUUCGAGACUCCGCCUCGCACCUCGGAAGAGUUUCACCCUGUGAUUCCCCGACCCCCAUGGGAUAUGCCAUUUAUGAGUAAUCCUGGAAUGGAAUUGCCUAUUUUGCCACGCUUCACCGGACGAAGGACCCUUCCAGCGUCAUCAGCACCGAGGUCAGUGUCACUGUCAGAGCUGUGCCGCCUGAACCGGCCAACAGUGGGGCGUUUGCAGAACGGUGCAGACCAUUUUGAUUCGGCAACUGAUAGCUCAGGUACUGAACCGCCGGCAAAUUCGGAUUUGGAUAGUAAUGCUGCGAGCAGGAUCGGGAUAGCAACCCCUACACCAAUCAUGCACCCCGCUACUCCUGGCUAA
This is a messenger RNA of Pseudogymnoascus destructans, 876 nucleotides long. RefSeq lists its product as uncharacterized. The transcript is spliced from 4 exons. The record is from RefSeq and is a predicted model, not a curated record. The coding region runs from base 1 to 876 and encodes 291 amino acids. NCBI's taxonomy places the organism in Eukaryota, Fungi, Ascomycota, Leotiomycetes, Thelebolales, Thelebolaceae.